Ceratosolen solmsi marchali is the source of this 1336-nucleotide messenger RNA. RefSeq names its product acylglycerol kinase-like protein Mulk (gene Mulk). The record is from RefSeq and is a predicted model, not a curated record. Gene Ontology annotation, cellular component: cytoplasm; mitochondrion; membrane. The coding region runs from base 29 to 1336 and encodes 435 amino acids. NCBI's taxonomy places the organism in Eukaryota, Metazoa, Arthropoda, Insecta, Hymenoptera, Agaonidae. Gene Ontology annotation, biological process: phosphorylation; ceramide biosynthetic process; sphingosine biosynthetic process. The transcript has 7 exons. Gene Ontology annotation, molecular function: ceramide kinase activity; acylglycerol kinase activity; ATP-dependent diacylglycerol kinase activity.
UAAUUUAAUAAGAAAAAUAUACCGAAAGAUGUCUCGUGUUAUAAAUAUUUUUAAAGUUAUUAGAAACAAUUGGAAGAAAUCUGUUGCAGGGACAAUAGUAUUUUCCUAUGGUUGCUCAUACUUCAUCAAUACCUAUGAGAUAAAGCAGGUUAUGAGAAAAUAUUGUGAAGAGGCAGCAAUAUAUGGAGAUCAAUCCCUUCCAACAAAUAUUAGACCUCAACAGAUUACUGUUAUUCUUAAUCCAGCAUCCAAUAACAGAAAAGCUAAGCAAUUGUUUGAGAAGUAUUGCGAACCACUUUUACAUCUCGCCGGAUUUGCAGUGACAAUAAUACAAACUCAGUCUGAAAAUCAAGCACGAAAUUUAGUUGCGAAUCUAAAUACGCAUGCCGAUGCGAUAGUAGUAGCUGGUGGAGAUGGCACAUUAUCCGAUGUCGUUACUGGAAUCAUGAGAAAAUAUAAAGAAAAUAAGUCGAUAGCUAAAGAGUGUCCAAUUGGAAUCUUACCACUGGGCCAAACUAACAAGGUGGCAGAUUCCUUAUUUUAUGGAUAUACAGAUUUAAUCGAAGUUCGAAAACUUGUUAAUGCUACAAUGGCAAUCGUAAGAGGGAAGACAAAAUUGGCCGAUGUCUUGGAAGUUGAAUUAUUAGAUAAUGAUGUAGCACACCCUCAAGAAUCUGUUUAUGCAAUAGGUACUGUAGAGUGGGGUGCUUGGAAAGAUGCCCAGUCAAGAAUAGACAAAUAUUGGUAUUGGGGUUCCCUAAGAAAAUACGUUACGUACAUAUUUAAUGGUUUAAAAAAUGAUUUAAAUUGGGAAUGUAAUGGUCUUGUACGGUACUCCGAUCCAUGCAGUGGUUGCUCUAAAUGCUAUAAAGUAGAAGAGACGACGUCAACUGAUAGACGAUGGUGGCAUGCAUUUGUACCAAAAGUAAAAAAAUUUUCAACUGGCGAAAGUGUGAAAGACUAUAGCAAAGUCAUUAAUAACAAUUGUGGAGUGACUCGAGAAAUUCCAAUUUUUACAACUGAAUUAAGUUUAGUAACUCAAAAUGUUAAUCAAGUAAAUCAAUCUACACCGUCGAUAAAAAUUGAAUUAGGUCCUAAAAGUAUUAAUUAUACUGAUUUUAUAAUUGAAGGAUGGCAAAGAUUAAAGGGAAACAAAUCAUUAAUUAAUAAAACCUUUGAAGUCAAAGAUAUUGAAAUUCAUCCUUCACCUUCUAAUAAUUUAGGACAUAAGGAGCGUACAUUUUAUAUAGAUAACGAAGAAUUCGAAUUAAAAUCAGUUAAAUUUAAAUUGCUUCCAAAAACGAUAAAAAUAUUUUGUUCUGAAAAUAAAAAUUAG